AUGUUGUGUCCUUUGCUGCCACUCGUCUAUAGUCUCCUAUUUGUCUCGUGCCGAGCAGCGCGCGUUGAGGGCGACUGCAUUAGGGACGACGAAGCUCUCAACAUCUUGGCCAAGCAGCUCUCACCAAAUUCCAUCAUCUCGUGCAAAGGUCAGCCACUCAGCAUCUUCUCCGCCAAUCGCUACUGGGGCAAACAGUACGGCAAAAAUGCCAGCGUCGUCGUAUUUCCCACGACGACCGAAGACGUCAGCAAGGCGAUGAAGGCUUCCAAGAAGAGCAAAUGCGGCAAUGGCCUCUCCUUCGUUAGCGGCGCCCAUGCACAGACAUUUGCCUCGAGCACAAAGGGCUUCCAAAUCGACCUCUCAUGGAUGAACCAAACCAAAAUAUUACACAACGUAAAAGUCGACGAUGCGUCUAUAGAUACUGCCAUUCAGUAUCAGAGCGGCGCAACUUGGGAAGGCGUCGCUAAGGUCACCAACAACAGCGGUUACACCGCCAUCGGCGCCCGCGUUGGAAAUGUUGGCGUCGGCGGAUUCAGUACGGGAGGUGGAGUAGGUUUCUUAGGAGGAAGCUAUGGCUUCGCCGUAGAUCGCGUGCGAGCGUUCGAGGUGGUCUUGCCAGAUGGACGCAUGGUGAAUGCGACGAAGACGAAUAAAUAUUCGGACCUAUUUUGGGCUCUGCAGGGCGGUAAUGGUCAGUUUGGCGCUGUGACAACAUUUUAUCAGGAGGCAGCUGCAGAGCCGACGCAGUCACAACUUGGCUUCUUCUUCAUCGCUCCAGGCAAGGCGAACAAACGCAAGGCGUACGAAAAUAUUGCCGACUUUUUCACUAAUCACGGUAAAUCGGGCGGCGACCCCUUCAGCCUGAUGUACUACGACACCGGCCUCUUUCCCCCCGCACUUCAGGGCAACUCAACGGAACCGACAGAUCUGAUUGUCGCGCUGCGCUUCUCGAAUCCCAACGAUCCGAAACAAAAAUCCUUCAACGAGACUUUUCGGGGCUUGCUCUCCGGCAUCGAUUUCACUGCUCAGCAGAUUUCUGAGGUUCCUUUUGCUUCAGCGACUACCUACCUAUUGGAACCUUUCUUUCCCUACGGCAGCCGGCGAGGAUUCUGGGGCUCCCGAGUGACCGAGGUUGAUGCUGACUUCAUCGCCAAGGUCACGGAUGUCGUCGCCAAGAGCGUCAGUGAUCUACAGGCGACGGGCGAGAGCCCGGUCUCGCAUAUCUACGCGCUCCAAUAUCAGUUUCCGGGCUUGAACGGCCAUCAGCCCAAGAACGAUGACGACACAGCAUGGCCCCAUGCCGUCACGGCACACCAGACGCUCUUCUCGCCCGCCUGGAACAGAUCGAGUAACGAUGCCCUUGUCUACCAUGUAAAUGACAUGCUCAACAAGAUCACUUGGGAUCGUCAGGCUCAGCUCGACCCUCCAUUCGUCGCAGACUACCCCAAUUAUAUGAGCCCCAACGUCACGGCCCGCCGCCUUUUUGGUGACAACGUAGACAGGCUCAUCCAGGUCAAAGAAAAAUAUGACCCAGACUGCAGACUACACCAAGGCAGGACGUGGGCCACGAACGCUUGCAAGAAGCUCGGAGUCGCAAGUUUCUUUCCCUAAAAAGCUCCUUUCAGGUGUUUCCUUGUCAUUUUGGCCCUUUCUUUCGCUUAAGAUCCUGUCAUUCGCUUCGUCCAAAUGAAAGAUUCUGUUUUGCCUGAGGCAAGCUUCACACAGGAUAGUUCGCAGAGGG
Acaromyces ingoldii is the source of this 1741-nucleotide messenger RNA. RefSeq names its product FAD-binding domain-containing protein. The transcript has a single exon. NCBI's taxonomy places the organism in Eukaryota, Fungi, Basidiomycota, Exobasidiomycetes, Exobasidiales, Cryptobasidiaceae. The record is from RefSeq and is a predicted model, not a curated record. Gene Ontology annotation, molecular function: FAD binding; oxidoreductase activity. The coding region runs from base 1 to 1611 and encodes 536 amino acids.